CUGGUCCAGUAAACGACGAAUGGUUCUGCCUGCCCGUUACAUCAGCCAGCUAUCACGUCUAUUCACCUCAAUAGGCUGUCUGUCUUGUACUGGUUUUGACGAUGUGUUUGGAUACUGGCUUGUAGUAAUGCGUUGUGUCUGUUGGAGUUUAUUGAAAUGCACUUUGAAUAGAGUUUGAAUGAGUUGAAUUAGCAUCGUAGGCGUGUGUGUGUAUAGUGACUGUUAGUGUGGAGUGUACUGAGUUAGUAUGUCUCCGUGACCGUCAGAGGGUCCGCUGCCUUACGCUGCGUGAUGUCACUCCCGGGGCUGAGAGCGAGGCGCGGUUAUUUACCCGACCCGGGCCGUUAACGGGGCUCAGUCGGACAGGACGCCGAGCUAGUGGGUCUUUGUCAAAGGAAAAGUAACCUGCUACUAUCGCUACAAAACAGAACAAGAUCUAAACAACAAACGGGAUGUGCAACAGAUGGCCAUUAUUCAACCACUAUUGAAGGGGAAAGGACGUUGUUAUCCGUGAGUCAUGGAUAGAAAGUGGACCUAGUCGAGUUGCGCACAAUCAGAAACUGGAAAAAACAAUAGAGGAAUAAAUCAGUAUCAUGGUGAUAAUAGAUAUGACAUUAUCACCAUGUAAUCAGUGAAGUGUUGACAUUACCCUUUUUAGUUAAACGACUUUGACAGCACUCAAAUUAACUAUAAAGCAUAUAUCCUAUCAAACACCACGAAAGAAAAAUGAAGGAAUAUGUUAUGUUUUUAUUCUACAAUUGAAUGAACUAUUUUGAUGUUUGUGGCUGAAGUCUUCUCGGACCCAUCCCUUAUCUGUUGACGAUGACAGCUCAGUGCGGGUCUCGUUUCGCCACUUUUGGACAGAUGGAAGCUGAGGAACGCAGAUUGUUGGAUUACUUUUUACGUCUUUAAACUGAAGUCGCCGCUAUUGCGUUAUAUGGUUACUAUACGAAUAUGAAUAGCAACUUUUAAAAAUUCAUUUUAUCCGCUCAAGUAUCAACCCGUGCGUCUCUGGGCCAUGACUGGCAUCAUUACGCUGCGUCUCUGGGCCAUGACUGACAUCAUUACGCUGCUGGGAUUACGGGUGUUCCGAUUUCAUGGUAUAAUUAUGAAUGUUUUACUUCAGUGAAUUUAAUUUACAUCGAGCACGGUUUAUGGAUUGCCUGAAUGACUAUUACUGUUCGAAGGACUAUGUUUGAAUGACACAUUUUUUCAGCAUUUGUUGAAGCAAUUAAUAAUUUCCCCCAGAAGAAUAACUAUCCAAGCAUCAGCGGAGUGUGUGUGAGUUCAAAUAUGUUUAUUCAUUUCAUUGAAUGAUUGGAUGAGAUUAUUAUUUAUUUUUCUUUCAUUGAAUAUCCAAUAACCAUUUCGUGGAUCUUUACUCACCUGAGUGUUGAAAAGAGACAUGAAAAGAGAGUGCGUGACUGGAGGAGUAAAAUGAUCUGUUUUACACUGGACAACUUGUCAGUGUAUUUGACAAAGCAGCACACGCUUUUUCUCUUUCUCUCAUUUUAAUUCAAUCAUCUCGUGCGUAAAGUUCUAAGGGGAUGGAUGCCUCUUGAGCCCAUCAGCCAUGUCUCUGUUUCUGCGUUAGAGCCCCACUCUUUGCUGCACUCUCACUGGACAACGAGUUUUCCUCAAGGGAUUAAGGUAGCAGAUAACAGAAACCUAUAUAUACAUUUUUUCACCUUCACUUUCACUCACUCCAAACAUACUUCAUGGUCCCCGUGAGUUUCUGAAUUUUCUCCAAUCUAUGUGCUCCUGCUGGCGUCGCCAUGGCUGCGGCCCCAAAAGUUACAUGCCUGUCAGCGCCAGGGGUAAAUGUGAUUACCAACCUGAACCUCAGUGUCACCACCGGAUCUGCCCCCUACAACCAGACAGCACUGCGAAUCCCACCCUAUUCCCCAGAGGCCACUGCGUUAUUCGCAAUGGCGAUCACCCUCAUGAUGAUCCUCACCAUCGUCGGCAACAUCUUGGUCAUCAUUGCAGUGCUCACCUCACGCUCACUCCAUGGCCCACAGAACCUUUUCCUUGUCUCCCUGGCCGCAGCCGACAUCCUAGUCGCUACCCUCAUCAUCCCCUUCUCACUGGCCAAUGAGCUGCAGGGUUACUGGGCGUUCCGCUCACUGUGGUGUGAGAUCUACCUGGCGUUGGACGUCUUCUUCUGCACGUCCUCCAUUGCCCACCUGUGUGCCAUCUCAUUGGACCGCUACCUGUCCAUCUCCCGGCCCGUGUCCUAUGGCAUCCAACGGACGCCAGCACACAUCAAGGCGGCCAUCGUGGUUGUCUGGCUUCUCUCGGCCGUCAUCUCCUUCCCUCCUCUCCUCUCCCUGGAUAAGAGCAAGGGAGGGGUGGAGGUGUGUGAGCUGAACAACGAGCGUUGGUAUAUUCUCUACUCCACCAUUGGAUCGUUCUUCGCCCCGUGUCUCAUCAUGAUCGGGGUCUACAUCAGGAUCUACCAGAUUGCCAAGCAACACACAAGAUGUCUGCCAGGGGAGAAACCCAACCCUAACAAAAACCCUGGCAACAUGUCUAGCAACCCUCCUAGCAACCCCACACCUCCCGCACCGGGGCCUGUCAUCAUCCCCCAACCCAAGCCUCUCAGCCAACCACAGAACCACAAAGGGGAGGGAGGGAAAGCAGACAGACAAUCUACGGACGCCGUACCUCUGAAGAGUCUCCCUGUCUCCUCCCCCUCGUCUCCUCCUCCCCAGUGUGAGACCCAGGCGAAGAGUCAACCCCAGACGUCUUUACCAAAUCCUGUCCCCACCUCACCCCGGCCUACCUCACCCACCGUAGCUCUCUCCCUCACACUCCUCUCUCCAGAUAGCAAACAUGAGGAGACCCACAGACAGGGUAAGAGACAGGAGGAGAACCAUAGAGACACCCCCAAUGAUGACAGCUUCAGCUCUGGCUCCGAGGCAGAGACGGGGGGAAGAGGAAAGGGAGGGAGAGGGGGAGGGAAAGGGACAGUUAAGAAUAAUGGAGGAUCAAAGUCUGGAGGAGCACCUCCCUCUUCUCUGACCUCUCACAAGUUCAAAAAUACUGUAGCCACACCCACAGGUACAGUGCUGGCCUCUGAUAGGCCGGUGAAGCCACAGGCCACUCCCAUGUCUCGGCGCAGGGCCAUGGUAAACCGAGAGAAGCGCUUCACCUUUGUCCUGGCCGUGGUGAUUGGAGUGUUUGUCAUCUGUUGGUUCCCUUUCUUCUUCUCCUACUCGCUGAAGGCCAUCUUUCCUGAGACCUGCUUGGUCCCUGCUCCCCUCUUCACGUUCUUCUUCUGGAUCGGCUACUGCAACUCCUGUCUGAAUCCCGUCAUAUACACCAUCUUCAACCAGGACUUCAGGAAGGCCUUCAAGAAGAUCCUCUGUAGGGAAACCAAGGGGACGUUCUUCUAGUGUGGACACUAUGUAAGGACAUCAAGUGGAUGUUCUUGUAGAGUGGAUACUGUGUAAGGACAUCAAGUGGAUGUUCAUGUAGAGUGUUUACUGUGUAAGGACAUCAAGGGGGUGUUCUUGUAGAGUGGAUACUAUGUAAGGACAUCAAGUGGAUGUUCAUGUAGAGUGUUUACUGUGUAAGGACAUCAAGGGGAUGUUCUUGUAGAGUGGAUACUGUGUAAGGACAUCAAGUGAAUGUUCUUGUAGAGUGGAUACUGUGUAAGGACAUCAAGUGGAUGUUCUUGUAGAGUGGAUACUGUGUAAGGACAUCAAGUGGGUGUUCUUGUAGAGUGGAUACAGAUGUUACAUGAUUCUCUACAUUGCUUGUUUUGCCACUGAAACUGAAAUUAGGCAAACUAUUCAAAUCUUAGCAACCAGGAAAUGGAGGAGCAAUUUCUGCAUAUUGCACCUUUAAGACAUUGUCAGCUAUACUCUGGUCAUUAUUUGAACUGGCUAGCCAGCUACCAAUGAAUCAAAACAUUGUUUAGAAAAUUGCUUUUAGUUACCUUGCUUGCUAGCUUGACAUUUACUGAAUUCAUUUUUAAACUGAUGGGUUUAUUGGUGAUAAAAUAGGGAAGGAACUGUAUGCUAUAUGGUGCACCGGGCUGCUGAUUUUCUUUUUCAUAACGACAACCGACAAGUUUGAUGUUGGACGACAAUAGAAUGCUCAUGCUGUCGCUACGACAAUUUUCUACAGACAUGUCAAUAGACUGACCGUAAACCACCUUUAGCCUACAUUUGAACGUUACAUCAUGGCAUUUAAUUGAAGUAUACUCGAUUUUUGAAAUGUUGCAUUCUAUUAAACUUUCUUUUAUUGCGUCGUCAAA
Molecule: messenger RNA, 4264 nt
Organism: Salvelinus fontinalis (brook trout)
Lineage: Eukaryota; Metazoa; Chordata; Actinopteri; Salmoniformes; Salmonidae
Product: alpha-2B adrenergic receptor-like
Exons: 1
Coding region: 1776-3398 (540 amino acids)
Biological process (GO): adenylate cyclase-activating adrenergic receptor signaling pathway
Cellular component (GO): membrane
Molecular function (GO): G protein-coupled receptor activity
Source: RefSeq, a predicted model, not a curated record